GGGGAAGAGGAAAUGAUCAGUUCAUGUCCAGGUUGCCAGCUUUCUCAUGUCAUUUUUACUGUGAAUCAGUUAAACUUUCUCCUUGUUUCUUUAUUUCCUAGAACUGUUGAAAAUGCAUCCGAAUUUUUGCAUCUAGUCAACAAAGGCCUGCAGCUAAGAGUCAGAAACCCAACGCUGGUGCACGCUCAUUCCUCUCGUUCUCAUCUGGUAGUUACACUGACCAUAACCACAAUUGUCUCUGGAGAUAACUUCGGUAUUUCAUGGGAAGAUGAACUAACCAGUCAGAAGCUAAAUAAAGAGGUUUCCUGCACUGUUCCACAGAAAAUAAGAGAAAAUAAAUCCACCUUUUCCUCCAGAGCCUCUUCACCAGCCUCUUCAGAAACAACUGAAAAACUGAAGCAAAUCAAAACUAGACUGCAGCUGGUGGACCUGGCUGGUAGUGAGUGUGUGGGUAUGUCUGGAGUGACAGGCGCAGCCCUGAGAGAGACGUCGUUCAUUAACCGCAGCCUGUCUGCCCUGGCCGAUGUCCUUGCAGCCAUAGCGGAGCAGCGACCCCACGUCCCGUACCGCAACAGCAAACUGACCCAUCUGCUCCAGGAUGCUGUAGGAGGUGAUGCUAAAUUGCUGGUGAUGCUGUGUAUCUCUCCUGACCAGAAGUACUUAGCAGAAUCCAUGCAGUCUUUGGGAUUUGGAACUCGUGCUCGACAAGUUCAGAGAGGACAAGUCAGGAAAAAAAAUCUCCCAGUGCCGAGUAAAGCAAAAUAAAACCUAACACUCCUGUGGAUUAAAGUAUUAUUAAUGAGUUCCUCAGACUGAAAUGUACACUGUUGUCUUAAAGGCAUUCUUCUAGAUGUCAACUGCCAGAUAAAAUAAACAUUCCUCAAUAUGGCGUUAGCAAGCCAUAAACCUGCUGAUAAUGUUCUCGCUCCAAGCAUAAUAAGUAUUGACAAUAGCUACCAACAAUGAUGGAAUGGCAUAGA
Messenger RNA from Tinamus guttatus (white-throated tinamou), 980 nucleotides. The record is from RefSeq and is a predicted model, not a curated record. Lineage: Eukaryota; Metazoa; Chordata; Aves; Tinamiformes; Tinamidae.